Blepharisma stoltei is the source of this 3454-nucleotide messenger RNA. Lineage: Eukaryota; Ciliophora; Heterotrichea; Heterotrichida; Blepharismidae. The record is from the annotation of a GenBank genome assembly.
AUGACUACUCAUACCACCUUUGGCGUAAAAAUCCUAUCAGAAUCUAAAGAAUCAGAAGACUUCUGCCUUGUCCCACCUUUAGCGAAGCCAAGGAACAAGUCGUCUCCUUCUCAAAGUGUUAACAGUUCUAGAGAAGUCAAUAAAGAAGACCUAUCAGCUUUGUCAAGAGGCUUAAAUCCUGUAUCUGAGUCCGUUGAAAAAUUUAUAGCAAGCUCUCAGCAUACAGAAGAAUUGUCCAGCAGUGAAUGGUCAAUGCGGGAAACCAGAUCUGAACGAGGAGCCAGUGAAGAUUCAAAAACGUCCAGAUCCCAUUUUAAAAGGCAUAGAUAUAUGAGUGUCCCGAAAGACAAGCUAAAUAUGCAAAAGUUAAAGAAAAAGAAUCUUGAAAAAAAUAAGCUUGAGGAAGAGAAAGUCCCUGAUUGAAAAAAAAUUGAUAAAGAAAAUGAAACAAUCAAAACCCAGACUCUCAGAACAAUAGACGAGCGAGAUGCAAAUUUUGCAAUAAAUUCAUUGAUGGUAGUUUCAAAACAAGAAGGCAAAAAAAUUUCAAAUUACUCAACACCUAAAAGGGUGCAAAGCCCUUUUUAUGAAAUUGUUAAUGUAGACGAAGACAUACAGCCAGUAAUAUCUCAAGUUAAUUAUGAUAAAACAAGCGAAGAAAAGAAUUCAGAAGAAGCAAAAGGAAUGAAUAUUCAUAUAGAAAACCCGCCAGGGAGCUCAGACACCUCACAAGAUUUAUUAGAUGCUUUACAAAAUUUCAGACAAAGCUUGCAAAGUGCAGAAGAAACCAGCAGAGAAGACAGAAAAAGUUUGCCAUCAGUAGAAGAUUCAAUGGAAUUCAAAAAGUCGAAAAUUUUAAAUAUCAGCAAUUUAAAUGAAAGUGAUAGAGAAAGCUUGAUAAGUGUCAGCACACCAAAAUUUGCGUGUAAGCCUAUAAGUUUUGAUGAAAAUCAUAAAGAAGAGUCAAUAAUUGAGGAGAUGCCAGAACUUAUGCUAGAAGGAAGGUUUACAGGGCAAAACUCUGAAGAAAAUAGUGUAUUUUUAGGGAUUGAUAAUAAGUUACUGUUCGCAAGGCCAAAAACUCAAGGAAAUUUGUAUAAAAAUAGCAAGCCGAGUCUAAAUGAGACACUUUUAAGAAGAUCAAUAUCAGAAAGAUCUCUGAAUUUUGUGGAAAACAGGAUUGAUUCUGGUAAAAUAGUUGAAAUUAAAAGCCCUGAAGAAUUCACGUAUGAAAUACCUGUUAUUCAGCCAAUAGAAAAGAAAAAUUUUGAAAAUCAGGCAGCUCUUGACUCAAGUUUUCCAGCAAAAAAUGAAAAUUGAAGUGAGUCCGAGUAUUUUUCGUCAAGUGAUUAUGGGUCUUGUGACGAAAAAAAUAAAGAAAAAGAGCAAGAUUCCUCAUUAAGUCAAGCUAAAGUAGAAAAAUCAGCAGAAAAAUUAAAUGAAAUUGAGAAAGAUUAUACUUUUGAAAAUAAUCCAAAGUCUGGAGAUAAUUCAGCUUUAGAAGAAAAUAAAGAAAAUAGUGAAAAUAUUCAAGAAGAGGCUAAGUCUUUAGCAGAAUCUUUUAAAUCGGCAAAAUCGUAUGGCUCUUACUUAGAAGAAGAAAUUCCUGUAUUUUAUAAACAAAAGUCAGCUGACUAUGCAGCUGGGAGUCAAGAUUAUAACCCUUCUAAUGUAUUUUUCGCAGAAGCACAAAUUAUAAAUGAAAUUGAUAUAUCUGAAUUUAAUCUCCAAGACCCUAAAGAAGAUUCUAAAAUUAUAAACCUCUCUUCAGUUGACCACGAAGUGCAGCCAGCUCAAGAUCAUUUAGAUAUAAGCCCUAUCGCAAUUGACCAAAAAUCAAUGAUGGAAUCUCUUACACCCUCUUUUUCUAGGAGCAAAAAAUUGAGAAAGUUCUGAUUUGGGGAAAUUAAUCUAUAAAAAUAAAUUAUUUGUGACAUAAAAUAAUAAUGAUACUAACAGCUAAAUAUAUUAAAUUUUAAUAUAAAUUCUUAAAUUAAAUUAGAUUAAUUUGAAUAUUAACAAAUUUGGAUUUUAAAAUUAGAAAAAAGAAUUUUUAAGCUAACAGCCUGGGCAAGUAAAUUUUCUGCUCACAAAUCAAUUAGGGAAGUUAAUAGUUCAUUUGAAGAGGAAAAAAUACCGAGAAACUCUGUAAGCGAUACCGAAUUUUAUACUGCUAAAACAGACUUUUAUACUGCAAAAUCAAUUAAAAUAAGAGAGGUAGAUAAUGAAAGCUAUGGAGAAGGUGAACCAGAAGAAAAAAUUUUUAACGUAAAAAUUGCAGUUUCUGAUGAACCUACAGGUGAGCCAGCAGAAAAAUUUUCUAGCACAGAAAGUGCUAUAACUAAAAAGAAAUCUAAAGCAAAAUAUAUGAGAAUUCCUAGUCAGACUGAAAGUGAAGAAAAUUUCAAAGAGCAUGAGUCGUUCAAGACAACUGGGACUAUGCCAAAAUGCAUUGAAAUUGAAGAGCAUAAGGAUAGUUUGGAAGAAAUUCAAGAGACUUUGACCUUUGAAGAAGCUUUAAAACAUUUGUGGGGCAUUCGUCUGGAAUCAAAUAGCCAGUUGUGGAGCGAAAAAGACUGGAUUACUAAAUUCUUUUAAAUAUAGAUAAAUAUUGAAAUUAAAUUUAUUGCAAUAAAAAUAAAAUAGCUGAAGAAAAAUUUAAAAAAAUAGCUUGGAUCUUAUGAAUUUAUUAUUAUUAAUUGGGAAGGUAAGAUGUUUGGAUGCUGUAUAAAGGCAGGUGCCGAUUUAUCACAAAAAGAAGAAGCCCAAUGUGAACAAAUUUUGAAAUUUUCCGCUCUAAAGUUCAACAAGCAUGACCCAUUUCAUAAAGCAUUACUUAACAGCUACUAUAUACUUUCCAGUGGAGACAAUGAUGGCACUAUUAAUAUUGGGAUUUGGAACUGCAUAGGCUUUACCUCAUCCUUCCCAGAAAAUGACUUAUAUACUGACUGUGGUGCUUUUGGGAUUUUGCAGCUUCUUUAUUUUUCUAGUCACUUUAAAUCAUGUUUAAGUGAUAUUUUGAUUCAUUCUAGGAUGCCACCUCAUAAUUUCUCACUUGUACGAAUUUCUAUCGAGAUCUCAAAAAUUUGUAUAUACUCUGCCAUAUUUAUUAUUUCACAAUAAUUUAUAUAAAAUAUUAAUUAUCAAGGCAAUUCUCUAUGAAUUUCCUAUGAAUUUGUGCUAAAUAAGCCAAGACUGUAUAAAUGAACUGAAAAAUAAAAAACUUAACACUUUGAUAAGAAAAUCAAGCAAUGCCUCUGAAUCAAUUUUUUUACUUUACGCAGGAAUUCUGCUUUCUUGAUUUGAGUUCUACACACAUUAUAACUUGACUGAAGAAGAAGUAAAACUGGCUUUUAAAAGUGCAAGUAAUAAAGCUAGCAAAAAACCAGAAGAGCUUGUAAAAUUAGCAUCAAGAAUGAAAUCAAAUGUAAAAUUUAUUAGAGAUUCAGUUUAA